GAGCGGCUGCGCCAGCUGCGUUCCGAGCUCGGGCACCGCUGCUGCUUCUCCUCCGAGCGCCGGGCGUCCCCGCCGCGCUCAGUCCGAAGUCGGCCACCAUGGAGGCGCAGGCACGAGGUUUGUUGGAGACUGAACCACUGCAAGGAAGAGAUGAAGACACAGUAGCCAGUGCCGACUUCCCUAGCAUGCUCUCUGAGGAGGAAAAAGAAGAAUUAAAGGCAGAACUAGUUCAGAUUCUCCUACUGUUUGCUGGCUGUGCUGGAUCCCCGCCCCACUGCUUUACCCUGCGCUGUUUUGUGCUAGAAGACGAAAUUACAACAUUACGACAAGUUUUAUCAGCGAAAGAAAGGCAUCUGGUUGAGAUAAAACAAAAACUCGGCAUGAACUUGAUGAAUGAAUUAAAACAGAACUUCAGCAGAAGCUGGCAUGACGUGCAGACUACUACUGCCUACAAGAAAACACAUGAAACUCUGAGUCACGCAGGGCAGAAGGCAACUGCAGCUUUCAGCAACGUUGGGACGGCCAUCAGCAAGAAGUUUGGAGACAUGAGGUCUCACUCCAUCGGCUACUCCAUUCGCCAUUCCAUAAGUAUGCCUGCUAUGAGGAAUUCUCCUACUUUCAAAUCAUUUGAGGAGAGGGUUGAGACAACUGUCACAAGCCUUAAGACGAAAGUAGGCGGGACGAACCACGGCGGAGGCAGCUUCGAGGAGGUGCUGAGCUCCACGGCCCAAGCCAGCGCGCAGAGCUCGGCCGGCGGCCCCCGGCGGGCCGAGGGGGAGGAGCUGCAGUGCUAGGGCCCCGCCCGCGCCCGCAGCCGCCUCCAGGGACCCUGUCCCGCCCGCGCGCAUCCGGAUAUGAAAACCGGAAUCCCACUGGAAGACCCAGGCCUUGACUUUGUUCUUCAAAUGGCUUCUCCUGAAAGUUUAAUUAAAUGAUUUCCACUUGAAUUUGUGUUGAUGAUGGACCACGUGACCAUCACACUUUAGUAUUCCUAGAUUGUCAUCUUUUAAAAUGUCGGCUUCAGCAGAUACACAGUUGGUCACGACCCUUGUUUUUUGUGUAAUUCAACAUAUUUUCCAAACAUGUAGCUAUUAAUUAUUUGCUUUGAUUUUUGCUUGGACUCCUGUACGAAGUGCAUGUCUUUGAAGGCUCAGUGCCCCCUUUCAGUUCUGUCCACAGGAUGGAGCUCUUUCUGACCGUCUCUAGCAGUGAAUGGGAUAACACCGAGAAUUUCAUCAAACUGCUUCCCAUCUC
Molecule: messenger RNA, 1254 nt
Organism: Physeter macrocephalus (sperm whale)
Lineage: Eukaryota; Metazoa; Chordata; Mammalia; Artiodactyla; Physeteridae
Gene: TPD52L1
Product: TPD52 like 1
Exons: 9
Coding region: 99-794 (231 amino acids)
Biological process (GO): positive regulation of apoptotic signaling pathway; positive regulation of MAP kinase activity
Cellular component (GO): cytoplasm
Source: RefSeq, a predicted model, not a curated record